This is a messenger RNA of Phaeodactylum tricornutum CCAP 1055/1, 2376 nucleotides long. RefSeq lists its product with no specific name. The transcript is spliced from 3 exons. The record is from RefSeq and is a predicted model, not a curated record. Lineage: Eukaryota; Bacillariophyta; Bacillariophyceae; Surirellales; Neidiaceae. The coding region runs from base 1 to 2376 and encodes 791 amino acids.
AUGAAGAUUCCUACUGUCUUAAGUUUUCUCUACGUUGGCAAUCUCCUCCGUGAUGCCCACUGCAGUCCCUUACCCGAGCUCUUCGCUGCCAAGUCCAUGGAAGAAGUCGAAGCCCUCAUGUCCAAGACAAAGCAACGCCCCGCUCACGAAGUUCUCCGUGGACGACGUCGUCUUCAAGACGGAACUCUUGAAACUUCCAACCACAUUCUUGCUGACAGGUUUGGCGGAGAAGCUGGCUUUUUCCAUUCUGUUGCUUCCGGUGAUCCGUUGGCAGAUGCAGUCAUCAUCUGGACGCGUUAUACUCCCGUCAACGUCGACGAUGAAAUUACGUUGGAGUUUCGUAUGGCUGCUAUUGAUCCUAAUCUGGAGGUCAACGCGCACCUGGAUCCUACACUCAAUGAAAACAUUAAGCGUGGCAAGGUCACGGUCACUGCUGCGUCUGACUUCACUGCCAAGAUUGAUGUGACGGGAUUGCCUUCCAACACGCAGUUUGUGUACGUCUUUUCCGACGGACAGCAGGUUUCCGAUAUCGGUUUGACGAAAACCGCCCCGGCCCCGGGGGACGAAGAUCCUGAUCUCAUAUACGCUUUUUUCUCGUGCUCCCACUUUACUAACGGUUUCUUCCACGCCUAUGACGUUGCUUCGACAAUCCAAGAUUUGGAUCUGUGGAUUCACGUUGGCGACUAUUACUACGAGUAUGGCCUCUUCGACACGUAUGCACGCGAAGCAGCUGAGCAACGCGAUCAGUUUGUUUUGCCUAUUUGGGAAACAAUUGACUUACAAGAUUACCGCAAUCGUCAUUCGACACAUGUGGCGCACGAUGAAGGUCUUCGCAAUUUGCGGCGGCGUGCUCCCAUGAUUGCCACGUGGGACGAUCACGAGACCACCAACGACAGUUAUGGAAACGUCAAUCAAGGAACUGGAGCGGAGAACCACCAGGAAACUUGCCUCGCUAACGCUACAUCACCUGAUGCCGACAAAGCAGCUGCCCAAUGCGACCGACCGGAAGGUGAUGCGGUGGAACGCUUUACAGCUGCCGCCCAGGCGUAUUGGGAAUGGAUGCCUAUUCGAUACGUCGAAGGUACCAUGGGCGAGAUUCAGACAGGAACGUUGACCCAAAUUAUUGAAUGGGGCGACUUGGCCACCAUAGCUUCCUUUGAUACGCGCAUGAGCUUUCGUACGGAAGAGUCCACGGGAGCGUCUGCCUUUGCAACGUACGCCGCUGUAGGUGCGGUGAACACAAAUGUGAGCUCGUACUCCGAUCCGAGCUCCGAUGCCUACGCUGCUAUCCAGCAAAUCCGAGAAAGCGAUCGGGGAAGCCGACUGAACGAGAGCUUCUCCAUGCUUGGUGAUUAUUUCGACACCUUGGAAGACGUCUUUGAAGCUUCCAAGGCGGCAGGAAAACCUUGGCAAAUCUGGGCUGCAAACACAAUGAUGGGUCACUAUGUCUUACCUGACGCGGCACAGUUUUAUUUGGACGCACCCGAGGAGGUUCAGGCCAUCAUUCAGACAUACUUCGAUGCCUUCAUGCUUUCCGAAGCCGCCUUAACUGCCCGACUGAUUUCGGCUCUACGCGUUGCCGACAUUGAAUGGAACCUCGACGACUACGGUGGUUUUUACGCUGAACGCGCCAAGAUUACAGAAAUGGCAAAGGCCUCGACCAAUAACAUGGUAGUACUGGGAGGAGAUCUACACGACGCAUUUGCAUGGGUGCUUGUUGAGGGAGGGGAAGUUGAGGGUGCCCCGGUGGCUAUCAAUCUCGGCUGUCCAAGUGUGACUUCCCCAGGGUUCAAAAACGCUUUCUUACCAGUGUUCAGUCCAAUCUUGGAAGCCAUUGGGGGCGAAGACGUAGCCAUUGAUAUCAUGAACAGGGGUUACGCACGUGCUAAUCCAAACCUCAAAUUUUCUGAUAUUGGGAAGAAGGGCUUUGUUGCCAUUAAAGCAACCAUGGACACACACACUGCCGAAUACAUUGGCUUCUCACCCGAAACACUGCUGACCGACUUUGCAACUGCUCGCACCGAUGGAGCAAUCACGGCACCAUUUGAGUGUCAAAUAUCACUAACCACGCAAUCUGACGUUCCCGGGUCUCUUGAGCCUAGUGAGACUUGUUCAGCCAUUGCGUUUGACAAUGAGCGACCUGCCGUUUAUGAUCUUCCUGUUCCAUCGCUUGACAAUAUGCCUGAAGGCGACGCACUCACUGUUUGUGGUAUGAUUGGUUGCGCGUUUGAUGCCUCCACUGAGCCGACCGAUAGCGCUUCAACGGUUACGCCUACUGCACCAGCUCCUGCUCCUGCAUCGAGCUCAACCUUAAGUAUUGGUCGCUCAAUGGGCCUUGUUACCGGUGUCCUAUUGCUUAUUGUUACUUUAUUGUAA